Molecule: messenger RNA, 606 nt
Organism: Penaeus vannamei (Pacific white shrimp)
Lineage: Eukaryota; Metazoa; Arthropoda; Malacostraca; Decapoda; Penaeidae
Source: RefSeq, a predicted model, not a curated record
GCCGACCCAGUAUAAAUAUCCCAGAAUAAGUAACAAACCCUGCACUCUUUUCCUACUUUUCUCCACGGAAACGAAAACAGGAAUUCAAGAUGGCAGGUCCUCUGGUAAAGGCAGCUCUCCUGCUGGGAGUGGUGUGUGGAGCUGUGGCUGAUGGAAGCUAUGCUUCCCGCGGUGGAAGCUUUGGAGGUGGACCUGUUGGAGGCGGCAUCUCCGGAGGAGGAGUAGGAGGUUUCGUUGGAGGAGGCAACUUCAUUGGAGGAGGAGGAGGUGGUGUUGGGGGAGGCAGCUUCAUCGGAGGAGGCGGAGGCCUUGGCGGCAUCGGCGGAGUCGGCGGCGGCAGAGUUGACGCAGGACACCUCGUUGGACACGGUGUCCUCCCUGCUGGCGGCGGCUACUCCGGAGGUGCUGUCGGAGGUGGAGGCGCUGGAGGUUUCAUCGGAGGUGGCAGCGCAGUAGGAGGCUCCUUCGGAGGUGGAAGCUCUUUCGGAGGAAUCAGCUCAGGAGGAGGCUCUUUCGGAGGCUCCGGUGUGGGAGGUUCCUUCGGAGGCCCCAUUGGAGGCGUGUCUUCCGGACGCGUUAGUGGAGGAUACGGCCGAUAACCAUACU